This is a messenger RNA of Prunus dulcis (almond), 826 nucleotides long. RefSeq lists its product as uncharacterized. NCBI's taxonomy places the organism in Eukaryota, Viridiplantae, Streptophyta, Magnoliopsida, Rosales, Rosaceae. The transcript has a single exon. Bases 142 to 684 code for a protein of 180 amino acids. The record is from RefSeq and is a predicted model, not a curated record.
AGUGACAAAAACGACGUUUGUUUGUAGGCCAAUAAUUGCUAAAACGCAAGCCGCUGGAACCCAAACACCGCGUUUCUCGUUUCUCUCUCUCUCUCUCACAACACAACGGAUUCUUGCUUUCUUUUCUUCUGCUCAACAGCUAUGGACGACUCCUCCAACGCCCUCAGCCCACCAUGGAAGCUCCGCCGCAGAAAUUCCAUCUCCACAUCCGUCGUGGUCCCCACCAAUCUCAGCCUCCUCUCCCCCACCACUCUUCCCACUAAGCAUCUCCACGGCCUCCACACCUCCAGCUUCCCCGCCCAAAAAGGCGACGUCUCUUCCCGGCCGCCGCUGCCCCAGCUAGACCUGGAGCUCCUCUCCCUCAAGGGCUCCGAAUCCUACACGUCUCUCAAAGACCUCCUCCCCUCAUCUGCCUCCCCCUCCGCCGUGAACUCGCCUACCGCCGCCACUGCAGCCAACUCCGGCUACGAGAUCUCCAUCCGCAACCGCCUCGUGAAGCAGGCCGCCUGGGCCUACCUCCAGCCCAUGUCCUCCACCUCCGGCCCAUCAGGCCCAAACUUCCUCCGCCGCCUCUGCCUCAAGCUCUCUCCGUGCCCGUGCUUCUCCUUCUUCACCCACACUCUCAUCCCCUUUCUCUCCCAAGCAUUCCGCCGCAUACUCCUCUGUCUCGGCCUCACCACCUAACACAACGACGUCUUCACUUUUUGUUCAUCUGUGUAUAUACUGACUCGAAGAAAUGGAAUUGAAUGAAUGAAUUUGAAUUUGAAGUUUUAAGAAUUUUCAGUUCCAAUACAGAGUUCUGAUCAAUCAAUCAAUCGAUUCUGUU